AUGGAGACCAGAGCCAUGCUUGGCGCCCCGUGGUCAGCCGCAGAAGGCGGCGACGGCGUGGCUGAUCCAGACCGUCUGUACACGAGAAGUUUGAGAGAGGAUCUGGAAGAAGCACGCGACAAAUUGUUGAAACUCAAGAAAAUGAAUGAGCUUUUGGAGGGGGAAAAUCAAGACCUACGACGCCGGCUGCUAUCUCAGCUGGUGAACUGUCCCGACGCAGCGGAGACCCGCGAGUUAGCGCGGCGGUACGGACCUGAACUUGCGCAUGCCUUCUCCAGUUUGUCUGACGAGAACAAGUAUCUGAAGGUGAAGCUGCAGAGCUCUCAACGAGCCGAGGUGCGCGCAGAGAUUCGUGCGGAGCAGCUCGCGAACGCUCUGAGAUCCGACGAAGAAAAACGCUACGCCUUCGGCCUCGCUCGGGAUGCAGCGAGAGGCAGCAUUUCAAGCAAGGUUGCGAUGCUCGAAGCCGGCUGCUUGGGCUCCAGCGCCCGAGGCGACGUUGGAGACAGUCCGGUGUUUCGAGGCGAGGACGUACCGGGACCUGUGGCCGUGCUGAGGGACAACAAACACCUGCGCUUGCGAGCCGACGCCAACGAACACUGUCUCUGCACAGAGAAGCUUCAGGAGCUGAUGGACUCGCUCGACGACAACCUGAAGUCCUACGAGCGAAAUGUCUGGCAACUUCAAGUCAACGUCCUCGAAGACGAGAGAACCGAACUGCAAAUGAAGGUAGCAAAUCUCAGCGAGCGCCUCACCGAAAUUCAAUCGAAAAUCAUGAACGAUCCUUUUCUGUCAGCCAAAUACGCAGCAGCAGGGACUCCAGGUGCAGUUCCAAAUGCACAGACUCAGCUGAGAGAAGCUUCUGCCAGGCUCGCGCUCGCGGAAAGUGUAAACGCGGAAUUAGAGAGACGCCUCGCGUUCGAGCGUAGCAUCUCUCGAAGUUGGCAGACGAAUCUCCGAGCAAUGCAACGCGAGCUCCGAGAACACCUCGCGAGUCUCGCACUCGCUUCUAGAAAAAGCGGCAUGAGUUGCGACCUGUUUCGUGGUGGAAUUCUUCAAGCUGCAGAAGCAGCUGCGAGGCGAGACUUGGCCGGAGUGCCCGGCUGUGAGAGAGAGUCUCUACGUCUCCUUCGUCAGGCUGCAGACCGAAUCGAUUCAGAUGCCAAGCGACUCGAAGUGUAUUCGUCGCGGAUUGCGGAGCUGGAGAGAGAAGUGAAAGAUCUGCGGUUCUCAAACACGAGGUUGGCCGAGAGUACGACGCGAGUGUGCGCGCGCAGCGUGGAUCCCGUGGAGUCUCUGUCGGUCUUCCCGCCUGUUUGUGAUGUCUGUCCGCGCGUCUCGUCAGUCGACCCUGGCGACGCUCUCCGUUCUGGGCUCCUCUUUGCUAGGCAGAUGCUCGCGGAUCGCCUUGUCUGCAAAGACAUGCUCCACGAGAUCGACAACCGGCGAAAGGAACUCCGCGAGCGGGAAGCCGCGCUCGGAUUCUCGCAUGCAGCUCUCAACUGUCUGCGAGCAGUGCCAGCAGACGUCUACGGCAUGAAGCGACGGAAGCGGCAGGAGGAAAACAGAGAAAACCACCGGCGAGAGAGCGAGAGCGAGAGUCUCGACGACGACGUCGAGGAGGCAGAGACAGUGCGCAUGCGUGUCAGUGAAUCGGCCUGGUCGCAGGACCGCGACCGACUCCUCGUUAGACAGGUGGAGCUUCUGAGACGCCUGGCGGGGGGCGAAGCAAAGCUCAGAUUUCCGCGGACCGGUGCCAUCGAGGAAGCCGAGCUCGGGGAGGAACGCGAGAAGCGGCGCAAGAAGAAGAAGAAGCGACUCGAGGGAUACAAAGAGAAGGGCCGAGAGGACGCCUCCUACCGCCUGUCGCCUGAGGUGGAGGCGCUGAUGCAGAGCACCGAGGCGUCGCUCCGCGACGAGGUUGCUGACAUCAAGGAGAAGGCAGAAGCGGAGACUGAGAGAAAAGCCGAGAAAGAGAGACUUAUGUGGGAAGUGAAGAAGGCGCGGGAGCAGGCCUCUCGCGAAAUGCGCAAGCAAAUGGAAGAAAUGAGGAAGCAGAUGGAGAAGGAGAAACGCGAGCUGGUUAGACGCCUGGAGGAGGAGAAACUGAGACACAGAGAGGCCUUGGAGGCAGAAGAGAAGAGAGAAAAGGAAAGAAGACGCGAGCGACAGAAGGCAGAAGAAGCGUUCUGGCGAGAACGCGAGGAGCGAAGGAAGAAAGCCGAAGAAGACGAGGAACGGAGGAGACGAGAGCGAGAAGAAGAAGACGCAAGACUGCGCGCAGAGCGAGAGCGACGCUUCCAAGAAGAAGAAGAAGAACGAGAGCAACGACGGCAACAGCGAAUUCGAGAAGAAGACGAGGAGCGACGGAUGCGUGAAGAACGCAGACGGAGAGAAGAAGCAGAAGAGGAAGAGAGGAGACAGAGAAGGAAAGAAGAGGAGGAACGCGACGCUGAGCGGCGCAGACACAUGCUAGAGAAGGAAGAAGAAGACAGGAGACGCAAGAAAGAGAUCGAGGAAGCCGAUAAAGAAGCGCGAAGAAGAAAGCAGGCAGUUGAAGAGGAAGAGAGAAGACGGAAGAAGCGAGCUGAAGAAGAAGAGGAAGAAGAGAGGAGGAGAAAGAAGCGAGCUGAAGAAGAAGAGGAAGAAGAGAGGAGAAGAAAGAAGAGAGCCGAAGAAGAAGAGGAAGAAGAGAGGAGAAGAAAGAAGCGAGCUGAAGAGGAGGAAGAAGACAGACAAAGGAGGUUGAGAGAAGCGAACGAGAGUGCUCAAAAAGAGGAAGACAGUGUAAAAAACGAAACAGCUUCUUCCCCUCCACACACUGACAACAUUUCUACAACAAGGCAAGAAGAACCGGGACGCGAGGCGACAGCAGAUGCAUCAGACGGUCAGCCUCCACGUUCUCUAGGGCGCUUGGCGAAGCGGAAUGCGUCUCUAGCAACUUCAAUUGCCCCGGUGAAGAUGGCAGAGGUUGCAGACCUUGCUGAGAAUCCAGCUGUCGCUGCUUCGACUUCCUCAGGUGCUGGGGAAGGCGACUUGAGCGACAGUGAGACUGAGAGUGUGACGAAUGCCUCGUACUCUCCUCGAACGGCGUUGAAACACAAGAUCCUCGACAAGUACAACAGUCUCGCGAACGCCUUCAAGUACAUGGACACUCGGCGAGUAGGCUCGGUUACGCUACACCAAUUCGCGGACUUCGUAGACGAAUCGGGUCUCGACUACCCUUUUUCUACAGUUCACAGCCUUUACUGUCAGCUUUCACAGCCUGCAGAUACGCUCACGGAAGGCCUGAUGUACAGAAACAUGGAUGGUGACGCCACCCUUGUGCAGUUGGGAAGACGCCUUGAGGAUAUUUAUGGAAAUAUGGGAGUUCCUUUCGAGGCAGAAGGCAUUGGCCCUACGGGGCGCGUUACGAGAGAAGCCUUCUACCGCGUGUGUACCAAGGCUGGUCUGACUGCGGAAAAUUCGCAUGCACUCUGGAACUCCAUCGAUCUCCUCGGCAGCGGGCAUCUGCAGAUGGAAAGUCUUCUUCUGCUUCUGGAAGACAACGUCGAGUUGGAGGAAGUGAAGAGAGUCGAGGAAGAAAUUGCCAACAUGGAAGGAGGCUUCAUGAGCUUCUUCGGGCAAACAGGUCCAGUCCCGUCGCCGCAGCCAAAGCACAAGCGUCACGAGUCGUGUGGUCGUCCUCUGGCUUUGACGAGGAAGCUGUCUCUCGGCUUCACUGAGGCGGAGGCCGCGAUUGACAAUGUUCUAGAAGCGGAUUCGCACUGGGACGUUCUGUUUCCUCUCACGCGACUUGCGAUGAUCAAGCAAAUGCAGAAAACGGUCUACCAGCCUGGCGAACGCAUUCAAGAGGCACAAGACAACGCCUGCCCGCUCUACAUCGUCAUGACGGGCAGCAUUCAACUUCUCUCGCCAGGUCUUCUGAUGGAGACCGUCGCCGAAGAGAAGAGUGCGCCUCAACUUUUGUUCAGCGAAGAGAUGCUGGAGGACAAGCCGAAUCCCUUCGCCGUGAAGGCUCUGACGGCAACCAAAGUGUUUGCCUACAGUCGCGAGGACUUCGUGCGAAGCGUAAAGCACGAGCAGAUCAAGCGAACGCGAGAUGUCGCUACGAACAUGGCCCUGAUUAAAAUUGUUCCAGUUCUCAGCAAGCUGACAGAGGUCCAGGCUAGGCGUCUUGCGAGGACCUUUGGAGAGGAAACGUUUGAGGAUGGCGAAGCCAUCUUCAAGGAGUUUGACGAGCCCGACAACUUUUACUUGGUGAAGAAGGGAGAGGCAGCAGUCGUGAAAUACAAGAAAGACCCCACUACGAAGGAAAUGGAAGAAGUCGUUUUCCGGAUCUACCAACCUGGAGAAUACUUUGGAGAAAUCUCCAUUCUCCGAGACCAGACAAGAACAGCAACUGUGAAAGCAAGAGGCAUCUGCACCGUUUUGUCGUUGCCGAAGGAAGACUUUAAUUCGCAGUUGCGGAGAUUCGAGGCGGCGUUUAUCGGCCGGGCAGGUCGCGUCUACACAGCUCAAGGGCACGUGGACAAAGACAAGAAACCGAAAAAAGAAAAGGAGACUCUCCCCACAUCGGUUGAAGAGCCUGAAGAGCCGACGGACGGCGCGUCGAUCGAGGAGACCAGCGCCGACAGUCAAUCCAGAGAGGGUCUGGGACAAACCAUCGAGGACAUGUUGGCGACGGAACAGACCAAGCUCCGCGACGAAUGCAUGCUCUUGCUGGAGGGGGUGCCCGUUUUGAAGGAACUGUCGUUGGAGCGACGAAAAGAGAUCGUGAAGGCCAUGUCACUCGAAUGCUUCUACCCCAACACACCCAUCAUUCUUCAAGGCGAAGAGUCGCAGAAUUUCUACGUCCUCAAAACAGGCACAGUCGCUGCGGAGUUGUACGUCGGGCCAGGGAAGCCGUUUCGGAAAAUCAAGGAGUACAACUCGACAUGUUAUUUUGGAGAAAUGUCCAUCAUCAAAAACGAGCCGAGAGGGUGCUACAUCACUGCCAAGUCGCCCGUGCAGUUGUAUUCGUUGACCGGCGAGAAGUUCAAGGAGCUUUUGGAGGACUGCUACCCCGCAUUCCAGGAGUACGCACAGGCGCAGUACGAGCAGGAGACGCUGAAACGGCAAGCUUCGUCGCAGCUUGUUUCCUCUGAAGCCGUACGAGAAGAGCCUACAGCAGAUUACGGUGAAAUCAUGAACUUGUUGGUCCAGGUCCCUGUCAUCAACAUGUUGGACGAGGAUGCUCUCCAGCAGCUCACCCGAGCGUUUAAGGUGGAGUGCUACCAAGAGCGAGAAGUCAUCAUCCACGAGGGGACGCCGGCGGAACAUUUCUUCAUCAUCUUUUCCGGAGACGUUUCUGUGCAAAAGAUCGUCGAUGGAGCCCCCGUCGAAAUCGUCGUCCUGCAUGCUGGCGAAUACUUGGGAGAAAUCGCCUUCCUCAACGAACAACCACGAACAGCCAGCUGCGUCGCCAAAAGCGAUGUCAAGCUUCUGUCACUUACGCGAAGUGACUUCCAGGUGCAUCUCGGGGCGCUGCAAGACGCGUUUCUCAACCAAGCAGAGUCGAAGUACGCCGCCUCCAAAGAUGAGGCAAUUCCAGACUGGCUGGUGGAGGCAGGGGAACAGGGUGCGCUCUACGAUCCGUCGGGAAGCAAGAAGACAGAGGAUGAGGACGAGGAGCCUGACGGAGCAUUCCGCGGCACUGUCGACAUCGACAAAGAGAAAGAGAUGUACAACAAGAAAAGAGGACGGAAGGACAGCGACACGAGUCGUAAGAAAUCCGACGCGAGUGCAGACAAGACAGGAGAGGCGAAGGCAAGCGAUGCACAUCGCAAGAAGAGCGGGGAGACUCCGCCGGGCGACGGAGAGGAAGAAGCUGGAAAACCUGGAAACGACGAAGUCGCCGAAGUCGCGGCAGACACGAACACCGUAGAGAAGAAAAAGAAGAAGGCGAAGGAGAAGGAGAAGCAUGGCGGAGAGAGCGAGGAGACGGGGGGAGAGACGAAGAAGAAAGGGAAACAAAGUCAGGCGAAGCGACGAAUGUCUCUCGCAGGCGGCGCAGCUCUGCUCGCGGCUGCCGCAGCUGCAAAAGCAGCUGAGGGGGAACCAUCUCCAAACGAGAAGGAACAGGAAGAAAAGGAAGAGACGAAGGCAGGGGAAAUGGAAGAGAAGCAGGACAAGGAAGAGACUGCCGAAAAGGAGAAGAAGAAAGAGAAGAAGAAAAAGAAAAAGAAAGACGAGGACGAAGAUGCCGAAGACAAAGCUGCCGAAGAACAGCGCAUUGACGAGUUCCGCGACCUCGUGCGCGGGACUCUGAAGAACAAAUAUGGAUCGAUUGCCCAGGCUUUCCAGCAGAUCGACGGAAACAACUCUGAGAUCGUUGAUUUCGAUGAAUUCGCGGCGUUUGUAAAGGACCUGCGCGUGCAGUCUCUGAAGAAAAAAGAUAUCCAGGUCUUGUUCGACGACUUGUGCCAGCCACUGAAAGGCACUCUCACAGUCGCCAACUUGUACAGAAAUAUCGACAAGAAAGACCAGCUCAGCAAGGCCGAAAUCAAUCUGAGAUGGGUGGAAAUCUUCGGCGGGUCCCGGAAGGCCUUCAAAGCCGUCGCAAACCUCGGUGGUGGCGACGAAUGCACAGAAGAAAACUUCAUCAAUGUCGCCGCUGCGGCAGGCGUGUCUGAGGAGAAUGCGAAGUCGAUAUGGACGGAGCUGGAUAAGGCACAAACCGGGCAAAUGCACACCAAGGUCAUUUGCAGUUAUAUGGCAGGCGAGCUAACUGCGGAGGAAGCGGCCGCGAAGGAGGAAGAACUCGCCUCGCUCGGGACGCGUUUGUGGAACUUCUUCGGAGGCAGCGCAAGCGAUGACGAAAGCGCGUCUGCGAGCAGUCCGACGUCGCAGGGCGACGAGCAGAAGAUCCAAGAGGCGCUCAAGUGGGAAGACAUGGCCAUCGUUCAGCGCGACGACCACCGAACGUAUCCGACCUGCACGAAGCGGCUUGUCGACGUCCUGGAAAAGAAGGAAGGCUUCAUGAACCUUCAACUGCUGCAGCUGAGAUACGUCGCGUCGACCAUGAGACGCGAGUGCUUGGCCAAAGGCGUACGCGUGAUGGAGGCCGGCGACGAGGCCUGCAUGGUUUUUUGUGCAUGGGGCGAGUUCAAAAUUCUCCAGGCGGGGCUGUUCGGGGAGAGCGAGGUGGGAGUCGUCUGUCCCGACGAAUGUUUCGGUCUCUCCGAGUUGAUCAACGACUCGCCGCUAACCGCGUCGCUGGUGACGGAAGUCGACAACAGUGUGUUGUGGGUUCUCGAACGCGAUACCUACAACGACUUGAUUCGCGACAUGCUCGAGGCGCGUCGCGCCGUCGUGCCGGUAAUCGAGAACUUCCUCAAGUCGGUCCCGAUCGUCAAAGACAUGUCCGAGACGGAGAUCCAGAACGUCGCCAGAGCAUGCAAAAUCGAGACCUUCUCGCCGCACCAGACUGUCUUCCGCGCGGGCAUGGCGGGUGACAUGUUCUGCUUCAUCUUCAAGGGAGAAAUCACCAUGUUGAAACCCAUGGGUGCUGGGCAGGAACCGAUUGAACUCGGACGCCUCCAGGCAGGCGUCUACUUUGGAGAAAUGGCCGUCAUAAAAAACCAGCGACGCACGGCCUCGAUCAUCGCCGCCACGGACCUCACUCUCUUCUGCCUCGACAAAGGCAGCUUCGAGAGAGUCUUAGGACGCGUCAAAGGAAAAAUGAUCGAGCGUGCGGAGUCGCUUUACAAGAGACAAGAUGUGGCGACAACAGAUCCCAAGGAAGGCGAAGAAGGGAAUGCAGCGGCUUCGUCGGCAUCGGCUGCUGGUGCUGCAGAAAGCUUCGGUCCUGGAGAUCACUUCGAGAAGAAGCGAACGAGAAAAAGUUCCUUGGCUCUUUUGCAGUACACCAAGAUCCGCGAGGCCGGUCCGGCCGAGGGCGAAAGCGAGAAGAAGAGCAGCGAGGAAGACGAAGAAAGAGAGGCGCGGUGGGCCAUGGCGCAAGACCCAGAAAUUAUUCACCGCCCACCUCCUCUCAGCGCAGCCCCCAAGAAAUCUGCUCUCAGAACAACCUCAAGCAAAUCUGUCGGAAUCAAAAACUCCGUUUUCUUCGACGAGGAAACCCUCCUGCCGUCCCCACCAUCCUCAGAUGAGGGCGAGUAG
Molecule: messenger RNA, 8163 nt
Organism: Toxoplasma gondii ME49
Lineage: Eukaryota; Apicomplexa; Conoidasida; Eucoccidiorida; Sarcocystidae
Product: cyclic nucleotide-binding domain-containing protein
Exons: 33
Coding region: 1-8163 (2720 amino acids)
Molecular function (GO): calcium ion binding
Source: RefSeq, a predicted model, not a curated record